CGGCACCUUUCGUAAGCAGAUAGAUAUGAGAGGGCAUCCGCACACUGUAUCUUUCGUGCUCAUCGCCUCUGAGAGCGUAGUCUAAACACCUUUCAGCCCUUGCCACGCACGCAACAUGGGGAGCCCGAACGAAACCCUCAAACCUGACACCCCAGGCACACCCGCCCGACGGUCGCCAAGUCCCAUGGCGCCGAGCCCCCGGGCCCCGGAGAACACCGACGAUGCCAGCGCAGCCGGGAAGCGGACACCCGACAUUGCGUAUAGGAUCAAGACGCCAGGCCAGGCGCUGCACGACGCCAUCACGCGCAAGGACCUCAACGGCGUCACGCGGAUCCUCCGCGCCUCGCCAGACAUCGUCGACGCGAAGAACGAGCGGGGCCGGACGGCCCUGCACGUCGCCGCGCAGCUCGGCCACAACGAGAUCGUGAGGCUGCUCGUCGCCAAGGGGGCGGUGGUCGACGCCCGCUCGUGGUGGAAGUACACGCCGCUGCACUUCGCCACGGAGGCGGCGCGCCGCGACGUCGUGGUGACGCUCCUGGACGCCGGGGCGGACGUGCACGCCGCGACGAAGGACGGGCUGACGCCGCUCCACAUGGCUGCCGCGAAGGAGGGCGGCAGCAGCACGGAUCUGCUCAUCACGCUGCUGACGCGCGGUGCGUACUGCAACACCAUGGACAACGGGGCCUCCACGCCCUUGCAGAUUGCCGUGGCGAUGGGGCAUCCCUCGAACGCGCGGGUGCUGUGUGCUUUUCGUGCGGAUCCGCAUUUCAAGAACAAGAACGGCAAUGAUGCGUUUGAUUAUGCUACACGGCUGGGAGAUUUAGGGGGUCGCGGGGGAGAAAUGGCUCGCGUCAUGGACGAGUGGAAGGGCUGCGGGAAGCAGACGCGCAACUUGAAGAUCCUGCCGCGCUUGGCAAAGUUCAUCACGAAUGAAGGCCGGGUGGAUGCAUCGGAGAUGUUAUCGUGGGUCUCGGGGAACGGAUACGCGAUGCUCGUGCGGUUCGUUCUGGAACAUAUCGCCAAGGAUUCUCCAGAAAUCGUCGACUCCCGGGGCUCCAAGACGGGCUGGAGGCCUAUUCACCACGCGGCAUGGGCAGGUCAAAGUGAUGUCUGCGAGGUGCUCCUUGCCCACGGAGCGACCGUCGACGCCGAAACUGUUACGAGCAAAUGGACACCGUUGCACCUGGCUGCAUGGAAAGGCAGGCAGAGGACCUUGAGAGUCCUCCUAGACCACGGGGCGGACAUUCUUGCUACUGCUGAGCUCACACCGCCUUGGAGGGUUGAAAUUGACUCCGAGUCCCCCAUAUUGCUCACGAGCGUCACUUCUUUUUGGCUUGCAGCUGGUGGACGACACCCAAAGAGUUUGGACGUCUUGCAGGAAUUCGCUCUCCAAAUCCCAAAUGGUAAGAGGCACAUUGCGGCUAUGGACGACUAUACCAAGGCUCGGCAUCACCUUGCUACUCUCCUCGGACAAGCAGACGACAGCCAUUCCGGUAAGAGCAACAAUAAUAGCAAAGGAUCUGAGCCCCAGGCUCAAGCAGUUCGAUCUUCACCAUCUCCCCCCUCAGAAGUUGAUGUGCCUGGCACGAGUGGCUCAUUCGAUGGCGCCUUAUUUUCUGUUUCGUCCACUAGUUCCCAGCUGUCACAUUCACCCACCUACCAAAUUCUCCUCAAGGUCUGGGAUAACUUCGACUUCAAGAAAGGCCGCGACGAGCCGAUCAAGAUAGCUGUCCUGGAUACUGGACUUGAUGUAAAACACCCGAACUUUUUAAACCCAAGGCUGACUGGCUUCGAAGGUGGAAAGCCAGUGUGGGCGAAGAAGCCAGAGCCAUCUCAGUAUGAAAGGAUCAAGGCCUGUGCGGACUUUACAGGCGACGGCCUGGUAGAGAGCAAGGACGAUAUGAUUGAUCUCAACGGGCAUGGCACUCAGGUGACCGAGCUGAUCCUAAGGCUUGCCCCAAGGUCGGACCUAUACAUAGCUCGCAUAUGCACAGGUGAGGUCGGUAGCGGGACACACACGCCAACAAACAGUACGAUCAAGCACCCCCGACCGGACAUAGUCGCGAGGGCCAUCGACUGGGCCAUAGCGCAGGAAGUGGACAUAAUCAACAUGUCGUUCGGCUUCCGAGAAAUCAACGAGACACUAAAGGCAGCGCUGAUAAGGGCGACCAACUCGAAGAUACUCGUGUUCGCGGCCAUGUCCAACGACGGCAACAACAGCGAGCGCGCCGCCUGGCCGGCGCGGGACCAGGAUCGUGCGAUUGGGGUGCACUCCUGCGACAAGUACGGGAAGAGGGCGUCAGGCUUCACGCCGCCGUCCGUGGACGGCUCCCACAACUUCAUGUUUGUCGGCGAGGAGGUCAUCACCCUGCGGCCGCAGGCGCAGGGCGGCGAGUACGGGCUGAACGAGGGCACGUCCUUUGCGUCCCCGGCCGUCGCGGCCAUGGCGGCUUUGAUACUGGGGUAUGCGCUGCAGCACAUUUUCAAGCAGGAGAGGAUGGAUGCCAAGAAUAUCUAUGGGGUUAAUCUCGACGACCUGCGGGAGCUUGGUGGGAUGAAGAAGGUGCUGAAUCGUAUCAGUAAAAAAGACGAGGCGAGGAACUACUCAUAUAUACACCCUAAACUUCUUUGGAAUGGCAUUAGUCCGAAGCUUGAGGAGGACGCCGGCAGGGUUCGGCAGUAUGCCUGGGAUAUUCUGGUAGAGUCUCUUCUGUGAGGCCCUAAGCUGGUACAAGUUCGCAGCCAGAAGCUCAUCUUAAUUAAUGUCGGAUAAAAUUAAUAUAGAAUGCCUAGGUACCUAGGUAGGCUGCA
Molecule: messenger RNA, 2811 nt
Organism: Diaporthe batatas
Lineage: Eukaryota; Fungi; Ascomycota; Sordariomycetes; Diaporthales; Diaporthaceae
Exons: 2
Coding region: 116-2716 (866 amino acids)
Biological process (GO): proteolysis
Molecular function (GO): protein binding; serine-type endopeptidase activity
Source: RefSeq, a predicted model, not a curated record